This is a messenger RNA of Penicillium diatomitis, 3387 nucleotides long. RefSeq names its product transcription initiation factor TFIID subunit 1 family protein. Gene Ontology annotation, cellular component: transcription factor TFIID complex. Lineage: Eukaryota; Fungi; Ascomycota; Eurotiomycetes; Eurotiales; Aspergillaceae. Gene Ontology annotation, biological process: transcription by RNA polymerase II; RNA polymerase II preinitiation complex assembly. Gene Ontology annotation, molecular function: TBP-class protein binding; histone acetyltransferase activity; RNA polymerase II general transcription initiation factor activity. The coding region runs from base 1 to 3387 and encodes 1128 amino acids. The transcript has a single exon. The record is from RefSeq and is a predicted model, not a curated record.
AUGCCUCACGCUACGCAGAACCCGACCUCGGAGGUCCAGGACGAUGCCGAGUUUGACAAUGUUAUGCGACAACUGAAUAAUUACGAGGGCGGUCCAGAGUUUGAUUUCUUGACCCGAGAUCUAGAUGUCGGCGAAAAGGCGGAGGACGCGAUCGACUUUGAAGAUUUCGAGGAUGACGAACUGCCAGACGAAGAGGUACCUGGCGCAGCACAGCAGCCGGCUGCGAAUGACACGCAUGAUGAUCUUUUCGCGGAUCUGGGAGCAGCCGAUAACGGGCUCUUUGGGCCAAAUGACGACCUAUUUGGGGGAAACGGAGAUGAGGAGAAUUUUCAAGAUGGUGAUAGGAAUGGGGACAACCUGGAUGAUUUGUUUGGCGAAGGGCCUGCUUCUCCUCCGCCUGCUGGUCAGGCGGACGACACCCGGGAUCUUUUCGAAGAUGACGAGCCUGCAACAAAUGAACAACCCUCCGAGAUACCACCAGAGUCGACCAGUAAGGCAAUUCAGGAGCAGCCUUUGCCCUUCGAAGUGGACGAGGACGAUAUCCUCGACGAUGCGAGUGUUCUUUCAGAGGAAAUGGAUGAGGCAACCCUGCGGGCCUGGAAGCUCCAGCAACAGCUGUUUGCAAUGUCAGGGAGAGCCGGACCUGAAAAUCUACCUGCGCCGCCUGAAAAUCAUGAGGAACUUCUUCACUCGUUGUUUCCGAGCUUCGACCGCCAUACUCUACCCCGCUGGUUAGAGAUCAUCCCUCACAAGAAAGCAUUCUAUCUUGGCAAACAACCGCUCAAGGUUCCCAAGCCGGUUCUUCCUACGAAGGUCAACAUCGAACUUGCCCCUGACCAGGAGCGCCUCUUUAAAACAGGACAGGCGAACAAGCGGGGUGCUGACCAGGACUCCCUGGGAAUUGUUGUGAUAACGGAAGCUGCGCAGGAUGAAGAACCAGAGGAGGAAGAGAAGGAAGAUAUUGACAUGGGUGAUGCUGACGCAGAUGAAAUUCUGCCCGGAGGGUUCACCAUGCAAGACCUGCGGACGAUAUGUGUUGAUUGGGAUGUUCAAGACGAGAUGUCUGAGACAACAGAGGAUGUCACUAAACCUGUCGGCAAGGCUUCCGCAUCAAAGCCAUCCGAGGGUCUGGUGGAUGAUGAUGCGGACUGGCUCAUGGAUGAGAGUCCACCGCAGAAGAAACGAAAGACGGGUACAGCAGCUAUUGAUAUAAUCGCAUUGUCCCAUUUGGACAUUCCGCUCUUAGACGAGCCGGAGCUGGCUGUCGCACAGGUCGCGAAGAGGGUCAUUAUCGACAUGAAUGACCCCAACAUACUCGUGGAAGAGUUACGACCUGACGCUGUGCCGUCGAAGCCGAAACAAACUGGCCCUCGAAAUCGAGAGGACGUUGACACCAAUCUCACCCGCAAACUCACCUCUCGUUACAACAUCUCCAACGACCAGGCUUACGACAUGCUCAAGCAAAACCAUCAGAAUAAAAUCCGAAGCACUCUCGGAAAUGUCACUUUGGAGCAUGCUCUGCCAGCCUUGCGACUGCAGUGGCCUUACUAUAAGACCGAGCUACAGAAGACUGAGGCCAGAUCCUUCCACAGACCUGCCCUCAACUUCCGAGUCGGACAGACUUCCUGGUUCAAAAACCCCCCUCACAUCAAGCGCAAGCAUCUCAAGGGUAAGGAUGCCAAAGCGUUGUUUGACUCAACCAAGUCACUUUCAUUGGCCGAUAACUCGAGCGCUCUCUUGGUUGAGUACUCGGAGGAGGUACCCAUGGUGCUCUCCAAUUUCGGCAUGUGCAACCGUUUCAUAAAUUACUACCGCAGGAAGAAUCCAGAAGAUCCCACACGCCCGAAGGCGGAGAUUGGUGAGACGGCUGUCUUGCUGCCGCAAGACAAAAGUCCGUUCUCCAUCUUCGGACAUGUCGAUCCUGGCGAAAUUGUUCCAGCAAUUUCCAAUUCAAUGUAUCGGGCACCCUUAUUCCCGCACCAGGCCAAGUCGAAUGAUUUCCUUGUCAUCCGUAGCACUACGGGCUCUGGUGGCAUGAGUUAUUUCAUUCGCAAUAUCGAGAAUUUCUAUGUGGCUGGACAGCAGUUCCCGUCUGUUGAUAUUCCCGGUCCUCAUUCGCGGAAGGUUACCACUGUUGCGAAAAACCGCAUGAAAAUGCUCGUUUACCGACUGCUCAAGAAGAGUGCCGACGAGCGCCUUGCUAUCUCAGAUGUCACUGCGCAUAUCCCCGGUACGACUGAUAUGCAAAAUCGACAGAAGGUGAAGGAUUUCUUGCAGCACGAUAAGGACACAAAGUAUUGGAAGCCUUUGGAUCCUGUUCUUCCCGAUCAAGACACCAUCCGAUCCUGGGUUCAACCAGAGGACGUCUGUCUUUUGGAGUCCAUGCAAGUCGGACAGCAACAUCUGCACGACACAGGUUUCGGAAACGACGCUGAAAACAGCAACGAAAAUGAUGAAGAUGAGGAAGGAGAAAGCUUCGAGCAGCUGAUGGCCCCUUGGAAGGCAUCCCGCAAUUUCCUGCUGGCUUCUCAAGGUAAGGCUAUGCUUAAGCUGCAUGGUGAAGGUGACCCUACAGGCCGUGGAGAAGGAUUCAGUUUUAUCAAAACCUCGAUGAAGGGUGGCUUCAAGGCUAUUGGCGAAAGUGUGGAAGACAAGCUCGAUGCACAGCGGCUUAAGGAGCUUGGCGGGCAUAGUUACAAUGUUGCACGUCAACAAAAGUCCUACGAAACCUCCAUUCGGCGCAUUUGGGAUGCUCAGAAAGCCAGUCUCUCGUCGACGAUUGAGCACUCGGACGAAGAGAGUGACAUCGAUCAAGGAGAGAUUGAGGAGUUCAAUAAACCAACUCCACGAUCUGAAGCUCCCACGCCCGCCCCUACGAGACGCUACGAUGACGAGACGACCAGUCAAUUCAGUCGCAUGAGUUUCGCAAGCCAGAAAGGCAAAGUUCUUAGAAUCACGCGCCAGUACAAGGCCCCCAAUGGCGAAAUUCUGGAGAAGGAGCAACUCGUGUGGGAUCCGCGAGUCAUCCGCCAGUACAUCCAGCACCGCCAUCGCUCUGAAGCUCUCACAACCAAAUUGGAGUCUCUGCAACCAACCGGUGAUCCAGAGGUCGAUGCUCGUAAUCGCAAGUUGAUUGAGGCCGAGCUGAGUCGCCUCAACCGAAACAAGGAGCGCCGUUUCGCGCGCGAGAAACAAAAAGGCAUCUCACGCUCGGGCGAUUCCCCUGCGGACGGCAAACCUGCUGGGACGCAGCGCAAAUGCGCCAACUGUGGACAGGUUGGACACAUCAAGACAAAUAAAAAGCUUUGUCCAUUACUGAACGGAACGAUGAAGCCCGAAGAUCGUGUGACGGACUCUGCAUUCUCUAUGAGUGCCCCCAUUCUGUGA